Molecule: messenger RNA, 180 nt
Organism: Candidula unifasciata
Lineage: Eukaryota; Metazoa; Mollusca; Gastropoda; Stylommatophora; Geomitridae
Source: the annotation of a GenBank genome assembly
AGCAAAGAUCACAUCCGACGCCCCAUGAAUGCAUUCAUGAUCUUCAGCAAGGCUCACCGUGCCAUGGUUCAUGAGCGACAUCCCAACCAGGACAACCGGACAGUCAGUAAGAUACUUGGGGAGUGGUGGUAUGCCCUGGGUGCGGAGGAAAAACAGAAAUACCAUGAUCUGGCUGCCAAG